Messenger RNA from Vigna umbellata (rice bean), 984 nucleotides. RefSeq names its product indole-3-acetic acid inducible 15 (gene IAA15). Gene Ontology annotation, cellular component: nucleus. Lineage: Eukaryota; Viridiplantae; Streptophyta; Magnoliopsida; Fabales; Fabaceae. The record is from RefSeq and is a predicted model, not a curated record. Gene Ontology annotation, biological process: regulation of DNA-templated transcription.
ACAAAGUCUCAAAUAUCAAACACUUUGGUCUCUCUCUUCCAAAUCAUUGAGACAAAACGAAAGAGUUGGUCAUAGCAGCGAACAGGGAAAACCGGAAAAGCCGCUCAGGACUAAGGAACCCGAGUUUGAACGUUGAAAUUGCGUCGCGCGUGUGAGUGUUUUCGAGAGCAAUGUGGUCACAAUCACAAAGCAGCAUCCACUCGUCGGAAUCGGACGCCGUUGAUUGUAACUUGAAGGAGACGGAGCUCACGCUGGGACUUCCCGGUACCAAACGUUCCUUCUCCGACACCGUUGAUCUUCAUCUUGCCACUUCGCUAAAUAAAUCCAAACUCCCAACACCAAAGGAACAAGUGGUGGGGUGGCCGCCGGUGAGGGCAAGCAGGAAGAAUGCCAUGAAGAGUUGCAAGUUCGUGAAGGUGGCUGUGGACGGAGCUCCUUAUCUACGAAAAGUGGAUCUUGAAUUGUACGACAGUUACGAACAUUUGAUGACAGAAUUAGAGACCAUGUUUUGUGGCUUAGACAUUCGCAAUCAUUUGAUGAAUGAGAGGAAACUGAUGGAGUCUGGAAAUGGGAUUGAAUACAUGCCCACCUACGAGGACAAAGAUGGUGAUUGGAUGUUGGUCGGGGAUGUACCAUGGAAGAUGUUUGUUGAAUCAUGCAAGAGGAUAAGGCUUAUGAUUAGCUCAGAGGCUAUUGGCCUAGGUCCGAGAUCUAGUUCAAAAUGUUCGGGUUCCACCUAGAAGAAUAUAUAUUAGUGUAAUAAUAACGAUAAUUAAGCACUUGGAAAGUAUGAUGAAAUAUGUAUCCAUGGUGCUUUUGUAUAUGUCUCCUUUAAUUUAGCAUCUCUUAGUUUAAAAAAACGUAGAACUGAUCUAUAUAUUAGUGAGAAAAUAAAUAAGGGAGGUUGGCAUGUAAUCAAGAUUAUGAUCAUGGAUCGUUAUAAGAGUAAGCUUGUGUAAUGUAUUGUAAUGGCUUUGGCUUUGU